GGAGGGAGGUGUUUCUGUCAGUUCCGGCUGUUUGUUCGGGAAGUGGAUCCGCCGCUGCCGGAGCAGCCCGGAGGGAGCUGCGGAUCGCGAGGCCAGCACCGACCCCGCCCGCCCGAGCGCGCCUCCCCCGCCCGCCAUGGCCCGGGACUACGACCACCUCUUCAAGCUGCUCAUCAUCGGCGACAGCGGUGUGGGCAAGAGCAGUUUACUGUUACGUUUUGCAGACAACACUUUCUCAGGCAGUUACAUCACCACGAUCGGAGUGGAUUUCAAGAUUCGGACGGUGGAGAUCAAUGGGGAGAAAGUGAAGCUGCAGAUCUGGGACACGGCCGGGCAGGAGCGCUUCCGCACCAUCACCUCCACGUAUUACCGGGGGACCCACGGCGUCAUCGUGGUUUACGACGUCACCAGUGCCGAAUCCUUCGUCAACGUCAAGCGGUGGCUUCACGAAAUCAACCAGAACUGUGAUGAUGUGUGUCGAAUAUUAGUGGGAAAUAAGAACGAUGACCCUGAGCGGAAGGUGGUGGAGACGGAAGACGCCUACAAAUUCGCCGGGCAGAUGGGGAUCCAGUUGUUUGAGACCAGCGCCAAGGAGAACGUCAACGUGGAGGAGAUGUUCAACUGCAUCACAGAGCUGGUCCUCCGAGCAAAGAAAGACAACUUAGCGAAACAGCAGCAGCAACAACAGAACGAUGUGGUGAAGCUCACACGGAACAAUAAACGAAAGAAACGCUGCUGCUAAUGCCCCCCCCAGCCCCCUGCAGAGACUGCACUGCGGCCACGUCCCGGCCCGAGGCCUGCGGGCUCCUGGGGGACAGUCUCAGUAUCGUGCCGUUAUUUAAAGAAUUCUCUCCACGUUUUUGUAUCUGGAGGCGCCAUCGGCACUUCCUCCCCUCCCCCUCAAGUACCAAGAAGGUGUUGGACAACCUGCCCUUCCCUUCUUCUGGUGCCCCUGCCCCUUGGCCAAGGCACCUGGGCCCAGCGAGGACGCUGCCAGCCGAGCGGACUGAUUAACCAGUUUGUACAUAAUGUGUAUUGAUUGCUUUAAGCAGUGCGUCACCCUCGUCCUGCUCUGGCUUUGCCUCCCUAAUGCCAGCCUGCUGCGAGACCCGCCCUCCUUUCCAUCUUGCCGCCAGCAGCUUCCUGAGGAUCAGCAUUGUGUUCUAGCCACGUCUUUUGCCAACCUGGGCUGGUGGCAUGGGCUCCAUGUUACCUGUUCUCUCCUGCAGGCCGUCGUCAACCUCUGUCCCUGGGUGUCAUCCGUCUCCAGGGCCUGUGCCAUCUCUGUGCCCAGCCCCCUUUCAUCUCCGUCCCCUUCCCCUAACCAUUCUGGCAGCUGGGGAAGCCUGGCCUUGAGGUAGGCCCGGGGUUCCCGUUACAGGCCCAGCCCUUCGGUUCCGCAGGAUCACUCCUGCCCUUUGGCCAACGGAUUUCUUGUCCUGCCUUCUAGACGGCUCUGAGCUACAAACCCAGGGGAGCCAUAGCUUCUGUUUAUCCCAACCUGUUUCAGUUCCAGCAGAAAGGUAGGGUGUGUUCAUGUAGGGGUGGGGUUUAGGAGUGUUAUUUUAAGAGAUAAAAUGAAGCCAAAUCAAAUGAAUUAAGUUCCUCAGACUUUCUGUCCCCUCUUCCUGAGGUUUGGUUGGCACAGCAGCAAACGUUGUAGCCUCCUCACUUUGGGUUCAUUGUUUUUAGAAAAAGUGAAUGGCUUUGUGUCAUUGUAGGGCCGGGCUCUCGGCACAGCAGCUCUGCCUUCCUGGACAUUUCUUGGGAAAGGAGAAGGGGCCUCUCGCCCUGGUCUGCGUCAGCCCAGGGCCUCCCAGUGAGUUACUGGGUCUUCGAUGCAGCACCAGGCACCUCUGAAUGUGGGGAAUGGAUGCCAGGGGCUGCUGGGCUCUGGAGACGAUGCCUCUGAGUUGGAUGGCAGGCAGCCUUGUCUUGGAUCACUGAUAGGACUUUUAGUACAAAGGUAGCUUGAGGAUUUCUUAGCAGGUGGGGAUGGGAACCUGGCUUUGACCCACCCUGGUCCCCUGGAGGAAAAACCAGGGUUAUCUGCACUUGAUUCUACUGUCCCCUUCCCUCUCCUUUGGGACACUUCCUUCGCCUUGCCCCUAAAAGGAUCACGUAACCUGGGAUAAUUUAUUUCAACACCAUGACGUGUUUUAUUAGAUUUCCUUUCCUAUGCGAUUACCAGGCGAAGCCCUGAUUGGACAAUCACAUCACAGAUCACGGUUGCAGAUUUUCCACAUUAACGCUGUUGGUGGAUUUUUAAUUAAUCAGAACUGUGGAUUUCUCUUCUGACCUGUUUCUCCACUUCCCCAAACUGCCAAACAUCGCGGUUCCAUGUGACAGGCCCUCACUUUGGAGCCACGGGUAGAGGUGGGCCUGGGAAGGCGGUGCUGUGGAGGGCGGCUGCAGGGCCACCUGGUAGGCAGCCCUGUCUGGCUGGGGGACCAGGGGCAAAAGCUUGGUCUGUCCUCAGACUGCUCUGGCCGACCACGGGUCCUGUGCACCUGCACAGAGCUCGGGGCUCCCGGUGUGGGCGGCACACACUCUUCUGAGAAUUAAGGUGAUACCAGUGUGGCAGUGCUUGCAGAUUCAAGCAACAGGAGGGGGGUCCUGGAAGCUGCCAGCCCAGGCUAGAAACCAUGUCAUGGCUUCUGGCAGCUGGACAUCCAGACCCAGGUGGUGGGGUGAUUUUGGUGACGACAGUGUGCCUGUCCCGCUGAAU
This is a messenger RNA of Rhinolophus ferrumequinum (greater horseshoe bat), 2728 nucleotides long. RefSeq names its product RAB35, member RAS oncogene family (gene RAB35). Lineage: Eukaryota; Metazoa; Chordata; Mammalia; Chiroptera; Rhinolophidae. The transcript has 6 exons. The coding region runs from base 137 to 742 and encodes 201 amino acids. Gene Ontology annotation, molecular function: GTP binding; GTPase activity. Gene Ontology annotation, cellular component: plasma membrane; endosome membrane. The record is from RefSeq and is a predicted model, not a curated record. Gene Ontology annotation, biological process: endocytic recycling; Rab protein signal transduction.